This is a messenger RNA of Brassica napus (rape), 1259 nucleotides long. RefSeq names its product cytosolic sulfotransferase 3-like. The transcript has a single exon. NCBI's taxonomy places the organism in Eukaryota, Viridiplantae, Streptophyta, Magnoliopsida, Brassicales, Brassicaceae. The record is from RefSeq and is a predicted model, not a curated record. Gene Ontology annotation, molecular function: sulfotransferase activity. Gene Ontology annotation, biological process: sulfation. Gene Ontology annotation, cellular component: cytoplasm. The coding region runs from base 48 to 1037 and encodes 329 amino acids.
UAGGGGAUUUGAAGAUAACGCACAAACUGUAACCAACAAAAGUCGAAAUGGAGAAGAAAGAGUUUUGGAUGAACUUGAGAGAAGAAGACUUAACUGACGAAACCAAGACUCUAAUCUCUUCACUUCCUUCAGAGAAAGAGUACCUUGGUGGAAACCUCUGCAAGUACCAAGGUUCUUGGUAUUACUACAACUUUCUCCAAGGUGUCCUCAAUGUCCAGAGAGGUUUUCAGCCUCAAGACACCGAUGUCAUCGUCGCAUCCUUCCCCAAAUGCGGUACCUUAUGGCUCAAGGCACUCACCGUGGCCCUCCUUGAGAGAUCAAAGAACCGUUCUUCUGAGGAUCAACAUCCUCUUUUAUCCAACAAUCCUCAUAACCUCGUACCGGUUCUUGAGAUGAAUCUGUACCGCGACACCCCAAAACCGGACUUGACCAAGCUCUUAUCGUCAUCUCCAAGGCUGUUCUCUACUCACAUGCCGUACCACACGCUGCAAGAAGCUCUCAAAGACUCUCCUUGCAAGGUAGUGUACAUUUGCAGGGAUGCUAAGGAUUCUCUGGUGUCACGUUGGCAUAUCAUAUGCAGGUGUCUGAAUAAAGAAGAGGACAGAAGCAUUCUUGAGUCUAUGUUCGAGUCCUUUUGUAGCGGGGUUUGUUUGUUUGGUCCCUAUUGGGAUCAUAUCCUGAGUUACUGGAAAGCUAGCUUGGAAAACCCUAAGCGUGUUAUGUUUAUGAGGUACGAUGAAGUGAAGACAGAUCCUCAUGGUCAGGUCAAGAAACUUGCGGAGUUCUUGGGUUGUCCCUUUUCUGAGGAAGAAGUAAACAAUGGAGCUGUGGAUGAGAUCUUGGAGAUGUGCUCUCUGCCUAGCCUCAGCAGCUUGGAGGUUAACAAGACAGGAAAAUCGAUCAAUGGCAUUGACUACAAGAACCAUUUCCGCAAAGGGAUAGUUGGUGACUGGAAGAAUUAUCUAACUCCAGAGAUGGGGAACAAAAUCGACAUUAUCAUGGAGGAGAAACUCAAAGAUUCCGGUUUGAAGUUCUGAGUCAUGUCCUGAAAUGCAUUGUUGUAAUAAUAAAGUAGCUUGUUCCUUUGAUGUAAGGUUCUUGCUUUUGGAAAUCUGAGUGAUGUCAUGUGUUGUUUUUGUGUGUUUUAUUUCCCCUGAGUGAUGUCAUGUGUUAUUUUGUGUGUGUUUUUUUUAUUUGAGAGUAAUUUCAUGUCAUGUUUGUGUGUGUUCUUAAAUAAAAUGUACCUUGACUUUGUGUAA